AUGACAGGAGUUCAGCUCAGCAUGAUUGUCUCUUCCUGUUCCGUUGGGGGACUGGUUACGAUUUGGAAACAGUGCGUUUUAGCAUUUUUGGUAGAAAGUCCUCUUCCUCUCCUCUCGCUCCUCCAGGUACGAGGCAGCUCGUCUCAGGCCAGAGAGGGGUUGAAGCGUCAUUUCUCAGAGCUCCAGACGGCUGUGACCCGCCUCCUGACGGAGCGUCUGAGCGUGCUCCUUAGCGAGGUGGAUGUCAUCGAGCAGGACAGCGUUCGACCGCUGGACGACUGCCAGAAACUCAUAGAACACGGAGUCAACACUGCAGACGAGCUGCUCCGAGAGGGUGAGGUAGCUAUCCGUUGUGGUCUGGGGGAGAAGGAGGACCUGCUGGGGUGUUUCACCAAGAAGGCCCAUCAGAUCCAUCUGGACAGCCUCCCGGAGGUACCAGUGUUAGUAGACGUGCCGUGUGUGUCUGCCCAGCUUGAUGACUCUCUGCUGUACGCGGUGAGAGACAGAGUGUCACGACACGGAUCAGUCUCUUCACACCCUCCAGUCCAGAUAGAGGAGCUCCAGGAGAGACCUGGCAGUGUGUUAGUACGCUGGUGUAAGGUGGAUGAUGAGUUUGCGGUGCAGGACUACCGUCUGCAGUAUCGUCGCUCAGUGUCUGGUCAGUACGAGGACACCUACAUCGGGCCGGAGCAGGAGUUCCUGGUCCUACACCUGGACCCCCACACUGAUCAUCUGUUCAGGGUGUGUGCCCGGGGGGAGGGGCGUACCGAGUGGAGCCCCUGGAGCGUCCCACAGACAGGAUACACCACACUGGCACCCCAUGGUAAACACACACACACACCCCAUGGUAAACACACACACACCACAGGGUAAACACACACACACACC
Molecule: messenger RNA, 888 nt
Organism: Oncorhynchus keta (chum salmon)
Lineage: Eukaryota; Metazoa; Chordata; Actinopteri; Salmoniformes; Salmonidae
Product: cytokine receptor-like factor 3
Exons: 6
Coding region: 1-873 (290 amino acids)
Molecular function (GO): protein binding
Source: RefSeq, a predicted model, not a curated record